AUGAGUUCAGACUCGAGCUAUCAACAACAAUAUCCAGCUCGUUUUCCUCCACAACCGGAGCCUUCAGUUUGCUAUCAAAACCCAAACGCGCCGAAUUAUGACAAUUCCACUAAGAGCGCACCAGCCUCACAACAACAAUCUCUAGGUUACUAUCCUCAAAACCCGAAUUAUGACAAUUCCACUAAGAGCGCACCAGCCUCACAACAACAAUCUCCAGGUUACUAUCCUCAAAACCCGUAUUAUGACAAUUCCACUAAGAGCGCACCAGCCUCACAACAACAAUCUCCAGGUUACUAUCCUCAAACCCCGAAUUAUGUCAAUUCCACUAAGAGCGCACCAGCCUCACGACAACAAUCUCCAGCUUACUAUCCUCAAAACCCAAACGCGCCGAAUUAUGUCAAUUCCACUAUGAGCGCACCAGGUUACUAUCCUCGAAACCCAAACGCGCCGACUUAUGUCAAGUCCACUAUGAGCGCACCAGGUUACUAUCCUCAAAACCCAAACGCGCCGAAUUAUGUCAAUUCCACUAUGAGCGCACCAGGUUACUAUCCUCAAAACCCAAACGCGCCGAAUUAUGUCAAUUCCACUAUGAGCGCACCAGACUACUAUCCUCAAAACCCAAAUGCGCCGAAUUAUGUCAAUUCCACUAUGAGCGCACCAGCUUCACAACACGCGUCUCCACGACACGCAUCCCCUUCCACUGGGUAUGGGUUGGAUAAGAGUUAUUACGAUCUGCAAGAAACAGAAAAUGUCGCGUAUACACCAUCUCCACCAUUUCUAGGAAGAGAACCAUUGAAUAAGAAUUAUCCUUUAGAAACAAAAAAUGAUUCAGAUGUUACUACUACUAAUGGCAAGCUGGCCACCUCAAUUCAGCUAUCUCCUAAUGUCACUACCACUAAUGGCAAGCCAGUCUCAACACAACCACCUCAACCAGUUCAAGCAGGAGAAUUGUUGGAUAAGAAUUGUCCCCAAGAAAUUGAUGCCCCAACACAAGCCUUGUCUCCUAAUGUCACUACCACUAACAUCAUGUCAGCCACAACUCAGCCACCUCUAUCACAUGCUGCUCUCUUUCUCCUGCGAAACUUGAACCCAGACACUGUUAGACCACAACGUCAUUCAGGCAGAUUUUCUAAUUUACGACCAAUGGGGAACUUUGGUCAAUGUGAAGAAUGCUUUUCAUCAAGAACAGGAUACAAUUACUGUAAUUAUUGCAACAGUGAACUGUUUCAGAAUAAUUUUUCGAAUUGGACAAGUGGCUCCGAAGAAAUUGACAAUUUUAUUCAAGAAGCUCAACUUGAGGCAACCAAUGUCAGAUCUGUCUUGGAAUGGAUAGACUAUAAAGAAUUCACAAACGUGGAGCAUCUUGCAAAUGGUGGUAACAGCUCAGUAUUUACAGCAUAUUGGCCUCGAGGACCUAUUCGGACAUUGGACGCAAAUGCCAAUGAAUGGAAGCGAGGCUGGGGUCAGGCAAAUCCGGACUUGGGUGCAUACCACAAAUUCAGCACGUUGGUUUCACACGUCGUACGUUGUUAUGGCAUCUCGCGCUGCCCAUCCACUAAUGAGUUUAUUGUCGUCACAUCAUAUGCUGAGGAUGGAGAUCUCCGGCAGUAUAUUUCCAAGAACUUUGAUAGUUUUACUUUACAAAGAAAAAUCAUCACUCUCAGAGACAUUGCAAGUGGCUUAGUGACCAUUCAUAAAGUGGGACUGUUGCAUAAAGACUUGCACACUGGCAACAUUCUACGAUCCGGUACUUGGACAAUGAUAAGCGAUCUCGGUCUUUGUUGGAAUAAGGCUUCUAUGACUGAAAAUGAAAAGACGAUUCAGGGUGUGCUUCCCUAUGUAGCACCAGAAGUUUUACGACGAAUGCCAUACACUCGAGCAACCGAUGUUUAUAGCGUUGGAAUGAUUAUGUACGAACUAUGGUCAGGUAGACCACCAUUUGAAGGAAAAGAUUAUGAUGUACAUUUAGCAGUAGAUAUAUGUUCAGGAACCCGUCCUGACAUUCCCCCGGACAUGCCUGCCUAUUAUUCCAUUAUUAUGCAAGCAUGCUGGGAUCAAGACCCUGACAUGCGACCUACAUCGCGUGAAUUAGAAAGGACAUUUGAUAGUUGGAUUGAAAAUAUCGCAAACGGAGAGCUGCGUUGCCCCAAGACUUUUGCUAACAAGAAAUCAGUAAAUUCGGCAAAGCAAAAGAAUGAAUUUGGUUUACAUAGUAUACCUGAGCGUAGCACGAGUCAACCAAUUCCUCCACUAUCCGCUGAUCAGCAUGAGCUUUUAAAUAAACUGGAUGAACAUCGGGAAGCUCUAUAUCAAUGCUGUCUUGACAAUCGUCUCAUUGAAAUAGCUGAAGAAAGGUCCAAAGCUCAAGAGCAAGCAAGUCCUAUGACAUGGACACGCGAACUCAAAACGCUUGCCGAUGAAAUUUUUGGCAGUUCAGGAAAUGCAUUACCAAUUACACUUAAUACAAUAACAACUGAGCCUACAAGGACGGCGGACAAUAGGAGUCGUAAGUAG
This is a messenger RNA of Paraglomus brasilianum, 2514 nucleotides long. The record is from the annotation of a GenBank genome assembly. NCBI's taxonomy places the organism in Eukaryota, Fungi, Glomeromycota, Glomeromycetes, Paraglomerales, Paraglomeraceae.